AUGUUCUUGGAUGGUUCAUCAGUUGGAAGUUUCAACACGAGGGACAAGAACAGUGUUCUCAAAGCCACUCUCAAAUCCGAAUUGUAUAUGGACUCGGCAAAAGUUUUCACCAUUUUUCCUUCAGUGUACAACAAUCUUCAGGAAUUGAGAAACGACAUGGCAAAAAUUGAAGAUAACUAUGAGAAACUCAAAAAAAGAUUAGAAAGACUGGAAAAUGAUAUGGCUUUAAGUCCAUUACGAGAACUCGAGGCUGGAUGCUUGACAGUGAUGUCUAUCAUACUGGACAAGAAUCCAGCGGAUCCCACAGCUUUGAACAAUUUGAGGCAAUUGCAGUUCAAGGCAAACAAAUACAUGAACGAAUCGUUGUUUAAAGAGUAUCGUUCAUUGCUUGCUUCAUACUUCAAGAGUGGUGAGUGCAGCAACAUCGCAGACAAGUCCACUUUGCUCGUUCGUUUGCAGCGGUAUACAUUGGGAAUGCUUCGGUCUUUUCAAGUAGAACUGAUUUACUUUGCCUUCCUGCUGGACAAACGGGCCUUGAAGGAGGAGGAUAUAAAAGAUUCGACUCCAAGGCCGUUGCAGAUCAUGGGACACUUUGCUGAGAGCAUUGGACGAGCGUAUUGGCUCAUGGGACCUGAUAUCCCAGAUGACUUGGCAGAGGAAUCGAAGAAGUUGGCAAUCAACUUUCAGACAGAAGGAAAUUUUCAGGACUUGGUAGCCUGCUCAUUGAUGGUUGAAGACUUUCAAAAGUUGAGUGAUGAGAAUCUUGACAUCAACACUCUCUACAGGAGUGAAUCGUUCUUGCUUCGAAUCCUUGCUCUUGAUCCUUGUAACUCGAGCCUAAGGAAUGAUAUCACCCUUUGCUGCGAUGAUCAGAUUUCUGGUAUCUUGUCAAUGCGAAGACUAUUACAUGAUUCGAAUCAUGCUGAAGACGAGACCUCGAGGUCGAAUGCCUUGAAAGAACUUGUCAGGUGUACUUCCGUAAAUCUUGAUAUGAUGCUCAAGUACCUGCCAAGCACCUUCCUCUUGUAUUCGAUUGCGUGUGGACUGAAACACAUCAGUGAUCGUGUGCUGCUAUUGAGGAGCUGUAAAGUUCUCUCUGUUCUUUCACGAUUAGCGCAUGGCAUGGAGAGGUCAACAAUGGCAGUGAGACUUGAAAGCGUUGAGACUUUAUUCGACCUGUACGCCCAGCACACCAAAAAGCGGAUGAUUGCUGACUUGCUCCGAGAUGCAAUUAUCAAUAUUUUGCCAAGUGCUGAAAUCAAAGAAGUUUUCAAACCAAUUUUUGAAAAUCUUCAAUGUUACAUUGAAGAUUUUCAAUUGAUUGCAAACGAAAAGUCCAUGAGAAGAAACAUUUCUGAGCUCAAGAAGAACUUGAAUUCUUUGAAGCAUGAGACGGACUCUUGUGCUGCCAAGUUGAAUUUGUGUUGCUUCAAUAGCUAUUGUUGUUUGAUUCCUGUGCAAUCUUUGCAAAAUGGUCUUUUGGCAUCACUUGUGAAUCACCGUGUCAAGUUCGAAGUGCUCACGUCGCAUUCAGCCGUAGGAGCGACGACAAAGCAGUCAAGUGCUUUGAUUCCUUCAAUUGUGUUCAUCAAGGAUAAUGUUGGAACAUGUCAUGUCAUCUUCACUGUCGGAGCUGACGAUUUCCUGGUUUUCUUUCAAAUCAUAGAGAAAAAAGAAGAUUUUCAAUCUCUGACCGCAGACAAGGUCAUUUCGUUUUUAAAGUCGUCUUUUGGCGAUUUGAAGUCGCAGCGAAUCGGACAGCUGAUGGAGAAGACUCGAUUGGAGGAAGAUGUCAAUGUUCAAGUUUCGACUUUGAUCUACCAAGGAAUGAAACAGAUUUACGAGGACUUUGUAGCGAAGCUUCUUUCAGUCAGUGUUUCUCAUGACAUCAAGAGGUUUGUUUUCUCGGGACAUGCCAUCGGAGGUUGCUUUGCGAUGGUGGCUCGGUUGAUGAUGUUGGGGAAGAACGAAUGUAAGCACUUCUUCCAAGCUUUCGAGGUCGUUCAGCUCGGAUCUCCUCUGACCGUCUUUUGUCGCGACAUGUCGACUAGUCGAGUCCUGCCGCAGCUCUCACGUGCAACGAGGUGCUACGUCAAUGAAAGCGACCUCGUUGCUCGCUUGCUCGGCCCCAAGAAAUCCAAGUGGAAAGAUUUCUGGGAAGAGAAGAGAAGUGACAACACAGCUACCUGGACCACGACUGCCAUUGUAGGAGGCAUUGCUGCUGGAGCUGGUAUGGUUGCUCUUUCCGUCGCUACAGGAGGCAUCGCUACCAUCAUGAGCUUGACCGCUGCUGGUGUGCUGGUAGGACGAUGCGCUGAAUGUGAGGACUUUGCAACUGUUAUCUACGGACAAGCAGUUCUGAGACUGACUGGUCUACAUGCCCUUCACGACGAGAAAGGAAAAGACUUCAAUUGCGUGGGUUCUUUUCGAUUUCUGAAUGGAAAUAAUUCAAAGGCGAGGGUGUCAUUUGAAGAAAAGUUUGGGGCAGAUGCUGAAGCACGGCUUGACAUACCAACAGAGAGAUUUGAUAAGUCAAUUGCAGCAAACCAGAUUCAAAGAUAUCUUCAAUCCAUCUUGCUCUGGAAGCCUGAAACAGGUUCCUUGGCGUUCAUCACUGAAGAAUCACAAGCCAGUAGCGUUGUACCCGAAGACGUUGACAUUCAAUUGUCGCACCUCCAAGACAGCUUGAUUCAGAAAGCUGUCAUCGUCAAAAUAAACCGUCCGGUCAAGACCGAAGAUCAAAUUCGAAUGAAGAUCCAUCAAAUCAUCAUACCAACGUUGAUGAACAGGAAAACCAUGCUCCAGAUAAUGACGUUGUAA
This is a messenger RNA of Guillardia theta CCMP2712, 2820 nucleotides long. RefSeq lists its product as hypothetical. Gene Ontology annotation, biological process: lipid metabolic process. The coding region runs from base 1 to 2820 and encodes 939 amino acids. The record is from RefSeq and is a predicted model, not a curated record. The transcript has 4 exons. NCBI's taxonomy places the organism in Eukaryota, Cryptophyceae, Pyrenomonadales, Geminigeraceae.